GACUUGAGAAGAGUCAAGAGAGCUACCGAGGAGGCACUUGCACUUGCCUUCUACGGCACUACCACCAGUACCCAACGCAAGCUUCUCGGUUCUCAUCUAGGAACAACAAUGGCCGUCACUUCUCUGCAGCUGCCCUCUCCGAUCCACUGGCUUACUCCUGCUAGAAAUGGCUGCACCCGCACAAGGCCGCGCGCUACUCUUGUUAGCUGUAAACAUAACCAGUCAACCAUUGUCCAAGAAGCAAGCAGGACAUCUCGUAGAGGUACCGUGGCAUACAUUUCGUCUGCUUUGUUUGCAAUGUUCAUGGUGGCUGAACGUGCUGAAGCAAGAACCUCCAAACAAGAGAACAAGAGGAAAGUAAUGGAGAAGCUGGAGAAGAUCCGGGAGGAGGCACUAGGCUCAAUGGAGAAGAAAGAGAACACGAGUAAGGAGUCUGUGGCGAACUUGCUAAUCCCUCCUACUUUGGUCGAUGCUUACAUCUGAAAGGCAUCGUCUCGUUAAUUUUUAUGUUUAUGCUAAAUGCUACUUAACACUUCUAAAUGUAAAAAAAGGCAGCCCGGUGCAUGUAGCUUCGCCCGGUGCUACUUAACACUUCUGAAUGUACUAGUAACAAUUGAGACCAGACAACCUUGCAAAAUAACUUUCCUGUGUCUUCA
This is a messenger RNA of Hordeum vulgare subsp. vulgare (domesticated barley), 656 nucleotides long. RefSeq lists its product as uncharacterized. The record is from RefSeq and is a predicted model, not a curated record. The transcript has 2 exons. Lineage: Eukaryota; Viridiplantae; Streptophyta; Magnoliopsida; Poales; Poaceae. The coding region runs from base 109 to 483 and encodes 124 amino acids.